Messenger RNA from Sipha flava (yellow sugarcane aphid), 720 nucleotides. RefSeq lists its product as uncharacterized. Lineage: Eukaryota; Metazoa; Arthropoda; Insecta; Hemiptera; Aphididae. Gene Ontology annotation, molecular function: protein dimerization activity. The record is from RefSeq and is a predicted model, not a curated record. The transcript is spliced from 3 exons. Bases 61 to 720 code for a protein of 219 amino acids.
CAUAUGUAUAUUUUUUUUUGCUAAGUAUGAUAUUAAUUGUUGUAACUUAUCAGGGUUUUAAUGCAGUGUACAUAUGUUGGUAAUUUUGAUACUUCGCACCAAUCUAAUAAAAAACGUCGUUUGAUUGGACCUGCGAAAAAAAAAGCAAUAAUUUCGAUUAUUGAUAAAAACGUUUCGAGUGAAACUUACAGAAAAAUAGAAGCUACUCGUCUUAUGAGAACUGAUGAACCACCGUACCACACAGAUGACAUUCCCGAAGCAGAUGAAUUAGUUUAUACAAAUGAUGAUAUACACCAUAUGGAUAAAUUAAACCAUGGAGACAACAUAUACGACACAGAUGACUCAGACGUAAUGCGUUCAUUUAAUGUACAUAAUAAUGUAGAAGGAACAAAUAUUUUAACUGAAGAAGACAUGUCUGAUUUAUUUGGUGUUUCCAAAGAUUCUUUAAGAUCAGAAAUGAUGGUUAUCAAAAAUGUCUUGAAAGUUAAUGUUGAUUUGGAAGUUCUGCAAAAUCACUUAAACUCAUUGAAUAGCAAACAAAUCUUUCCAAAUUAUUACAAAUUAUUUAAUGUAGCAAUAACUUUGCCAAUCAAUUCCGCUACUUGUGAAAGGUCAUUUUCCGCAAUGAGGAGGUUGAAAACAUGGAUGCGAACAACGAUGCUCCAAGAAAGAUUUAGCAGUUUAGGGAUAAUUAAUAUUGAAAAAAGAUAUCAAUAUUGA